Pyricularia oryzae 70-15 is the source of this 345-nucleotide messenger RNA. RefSeq lists its product as uncharacterized. Lineage: Eukaryota; Fungi; Ascomycota; Sordariomycetes; Magnaporthales; Pyriculariaceae. The coding region runs from base 1 to 345 and encodes 114 amino acids. The record is from RefSeq and is a predicted model, not a curated record. The transcript is spliced from 2 exons.
AUGGAUGGCGAGAAAAACCUUUCAUACAAAAAUAAAAAAAAGUACAACUUGAGCAAAGAAGGCACAGCCAUGCAGGUCAGGUCGCUCGAAAACUACAUAGCGGCACUGGAAAGGACGGGCAGUCCGGGCGUCGAGAAGAUGGCGAGAGCCUUUCGCAACCAGCUCCUCCUGAUCCGGAACCACUACGGCAGCCGCCUCACGCACCACUGGGGGCUGAGCGGCGUCAGCAGGACCUACCAGGAGAUGAGCCAGGCGGUCAGCAACCUGCUGGAGGACGUCAAGGAGGUCCACGACGAGGCGAACCAGCCACACCAGCACCUUAUCGACAUGGACAAGAAGCGCUGA